This is a messenger RNA of Linum tenue, 1033 nucleotides long. The record is from the annotation of a GenBank genome assembly. Lineage: Eukaryota; Viridiplantae; Streptophyta; Magnoliopsida; Malpighiales; Linaceae.
CCCCCAAUCCAAACGAGCUUUUCAUUUCCAGGCCAGGAUGAGCCGGAAAAGCUUUUGCCCCCUCCUCCUUUUCUUUUCUUCCAGAACCUGAAAAUGGGAACUCUAUCGCCAUUUUUGCCUUUGCCUUGCCCGCUGGUUUGUUCCCCACAAAGUCGCAGUUGCUGCUUACCAUCCUCAACCCUCCAGACAUGGCCUCGCUACCCUUUGAAGAAGCCCCUGAAUCCCAGCAGAGCCGUAGUAGUCGUCCAUGGCGGUAGAAAUAAUGCCGGCGUCCCACCACCAGACGGGUCCCAGUACAUGGAUAAGAAUGGUGUGGUGGAAGACAUGGAUGGCUAUCUCAACUAUCUCUCGCUCGAAUACGAUUCUGUCUGGGACACCAAACCAUCUUGGUAGUGCCAACCCUGGACUAUAACUCUAACAGGGGUACUGAUAACCGGUGCUAGCUGGGUGAUUUUGCAGUCAGUUGCAAUCACUUUGGUUGUUCUCACCUUAAUAUCUGCUUGGUGGUACAUUUUCCUCUAUUCUUAUCCCAAGGCUUACUCAGAGAUGAUCGCUGAACGACGAAAGAGAGUGACGAGUGGUGAUGAAGAUACAUUUGGUUUGAAGAGGAGUCAAUUAAAUGAGUUUUGAACACUCGUAUGCCCUUGUAAUCUCAGCUGGAUGUAUUUGGAGUAAUCAGCCAAGAGUUCAUGGCUUCAUGUCUCCUGGCGAGUUGUAUCUUCUUUGUUCUGAUUACUCUUUAAUUUGAUGCUGGAAAAGCUUGUAAAUGGUCAUUUUGUAUGUUUGUGUGAGUACCAACUGCCAAGUGAACCACAGAGCGCGGAAUCAUACUGGCAAGACACAAUCCAUCUCAUUGAUGAUGAUCUGAUGGCUGCAGCAUAAAAUUACACAAAACACUUAGCCUCGUGGACUACUGAGACAGAACACUUUAUAUGUUAAACCAUCCAAAUGCUCAUUUGGGGCAAAAGACAGAUGGAUUAUCUUGGACAUGUUAUCAAUGAGGAAAGGGGUAACACCCGAGGAAGGUGUUUGG